Stegodyphus dumicola is the source of this 2148-nucleotide messenger RNA. RefSeq names its product glycerophosphocholine phosphodiesterase GPCPD1-like. Gene Ontology annotation, molecular function: glycerophosphocholine phosphodiesterase activity; starch binding. NCBI's taxonomy places the organism in Eukaryota, Metazoa, Arthropoda, Arachnida, Araneae, Eresidae. Gene Ontology annotation, biological process: glycerophospholipid catabolic process. The record is from RefSeq and is a predicted model, not a curated record.
ACACACAGUUCGUGCGGUCGUGUAGUCCUGAGUCGAGGUUGUUCGUCGGUUCUGAGCGAAGUUAGCGAUACUCUGACGUGAAUGCAUUGUUGACAUGAAUUCUGUGUUCGUGAAGCAUGGUCUCUGACGUUUAAUAUUUCUCAGCAGAGAUUUUUUGGGAAUUUUUGUAGUUAGGUUAUUUAGGCUUGAAGCUGUCUACUAACACUGUAGAUAUGAGGACUGUUAAUGGUGUAGUUCGAGAUAUUGUAGUUCAAGUUCAAGCAGAAACAGCACCCGGCGAAAGUGUUUUCAUUUCUGGAAAUUCUCCAGAACUUGGAGAAUGGAAAGUAUCAAAAGCAGUUAUGCUUUCAAAGGUGUCUAGUGAAGGGAACAUAUGGGGAGGUAUUAUUCGUGCUCCAUCAAAUCAGAUUCUCCAGUAUCGUUAUUUGAUUUGCAUAAUAGUUGAUAAUGAUGGCAAACAAGAGAAUGUGGUACGGCAAUGGGAAAGCCACUUAAGGCCUCGCCUGCUUCAUCCUUUAGAUGUUAUAGAUGGUAAAUGUAACAUGGAUGUUUUUGGAUUCCAGGGUGAUACGGAAAGCAUAGCCCAUGGUUGGUUAACAUGUGAAACUAUUGUGCAGCUUAAAAUGUUUAAUAAUCCUAUUACCAUCUGGAAGCGUCGAUAUAGAGAUAAGCCUAUUUCAGUGCAUGUCUCUACUAUAGAUAUAACACGAAAAGAUUCUGAAGUUAUGGGCAUCGAAGAAGAUAGCACCACUCCUGAAGGAUCAACUCGUAGCUGGCCUGUUGUUGAAGUUGCUAGAAUGAAUGAAACUGGCUGGGAAUUCAGCCAACAAAGUCAGUUUGGUAUCAUAUAUGAUCCUUCCGAAUAUGUCAUUUUUCAGGCACAAAUGUUGAAGAUGGAUACAAUAGCUUAUAUGGUAGACUUCUACGUGCACGAGUCUGAUAUUCCAGAACAUAUAGGCUUUUGUUACAUUCUGCCCAGUAAUAUGAGAGAUACUUCUGGUACAUGCAACAUGCCUAUAUCUGGUAAAAGGCAGCAGCCUAUAGGGCAGUUAUCUGUGGAGUAUUUAAUUGUCCGUCCCAUGAAAGACUUUGUCUGUGAUCUCAGUGUAACAUAUGCUAAGCAUUGGAAAAAACUGGACAAAAAGGCCUUGGAUGUUGGGCAUCGAGGUGCUGGAAAUGCUCGAAGAAACGAUAAAGUUGAAAAUGUUUUAGAAAAUACGGUUGCAUCUUUUAAUUAUGCUGCCAAACAUGGAGCAGAUAUGGUUGAAUUAGAUGUACAAUUGUCCAAAGAUAUGGUUCCUGUCAUUUAUCAUGAUUACUAUAUUUGCAUUUCAAUGAAAAAGAAAAGAAACCCUCAUGAACAUGAGUUACUCCAGCUUGCUGUUAAAGAUCUUACUGCUCAGCAGUUACAGAUGUUGAAGCUCAGUCCUGUUGCUUCUGAUGGAAAACAUGGAAAUGAACUUCAUGAUUUUCAUGAAGAUGACUAUGAAGACAAUCAACCAUUCCCCACCUUGAAACAUGUUUUAGAAGCUGUGGAUCCAAGGGUUGGUUUCAAUAUAGAAAUUAAGUGUCCCAUGCAGUACCAUGAUGGUACAUGGGAACUGGACCAUAGAUUUGAAAUGAAUACUUACAUUGAUAAUAUUUUGAAAGACAUUUUAGAAAAUGCUGGCAAUCGUUACAUCCUUCUGUCCUGUUUUCAUCCUGAUAUAUGUUCUAUGAUUCGACUCAAACAAAAUAAAUAUCCACUUCUUUUUUUGACACAAGGCCAAACUGAUAAAUAUCCACCUUAUUUUGACACAAGGACUGCAACCACACCCAUGGCUACAUAUUUUGCUCUUAAUUUGGGGCUUUUGGGUAUCAGUGUGCAUGCAGAAGACCUCAUUCGAGAUGGAUCACUUAUACCCUUUGUUAAAGACAGAAAAUUAAUCUUAUUUUGUUGGGGUGAUGACAUCAAUCACAGCGAUGUCAUAAAAUCACUGAAGGAGCAGGGAGUGGAUGGAGUCAUUUAUGACAAUUUCACUCCCCAUGAUACAUCUGCAGUUGGCAAUGAAAGUGUUCCCAAUGACACUAAUAAGCCAUGAGAUGUAAAUAAUGAAGACCAGAUUUUGUGCAGCUUAACAGGUCAAUUAACAAAGAUUUGCUGAAGCU